Molecule: messenger RNA, 690 nt
Organism: Aspergillus oryzae RIB40
Lineage: Eukaryota; Fungi; Ascomycota; Eurotiomycetes; Eurotiales; Aspergillaceae
Product: terpene synthase family protein
Exons: 2
Coding region: 1-690 (229 amino acids)
Source: RefSeq, a predicted model, not a curated record
AUGCUCCGUCCAUACCGAUGCGGGUUGCUGAAGUGGAACGUUGACCUAGAACUGCAGCGAGUGACGAUGGUCCCUAGUCAUGUUGACGGGAAGGAUGAACAGGAACCAGAAUAUACAGUUUACAACAUGCUGGCCAAAGAAUUUCUUUCAGAAGAUUUUGUGCAGGGGAAGAGAUUGCUGGAAAGUGUUAUAUCUUGGAUAUCGGCCGCACAACAUACGCCCCCUGAGACAUUUCCUACGUUAGAGGAUUAUAUGGCGUAUCGAGCGAGCGAUGUGGGAGCUGGUAUGGAAUUCGCUUGCGACAUUACCUUGUCCAACACUGACAUCGAAGCCGUCGAACAUCUCAGAUCACUCUGUGAAAAGCACUUCUUACUAACAAAUGACCUGUACUCCUAUGCUAAAGAAGCAAUCGCUGAACAGGAGCAUGGUGACUCUGUCCUCAACGCCGUUCGGGUCGUUCAGCGCCUGAUGAAUACCUCGGAAAAUUCGUCAAAAGCGAUUGUUCGCCAACUUAUCUGGGAUGUAGAGCGCCAGAUGAACGAGGAAUAUGAACGUCUGCUUCAGGAUGCGCCAAAGUCGCAGCUAACAUAUGCACAGGGGCUAAUAGUCUGCGUUGCAGGGAACAUGUUCUUCUCAGCCACCUGUGCUCGCUACGCGCGAGUCGUUGAGGGAUCAAGAUUGCAUGUAUAG